Messenger RNA from Phytophthora nicotianae INRA-310, 996 nucleotides. RefSeq lists its product as hypothetical. NCBI's taxonomy places the organism in Eukaryota, Oomycota, Peronosporomycetes, Peronosporales, Peronosporaceae. The coding region runs from base 1 to 996 and encodes 331 amino acids. Gene Ontology annotation, molecular function: heme binding; protein binding. The record is from RefSeq and is a predicted model, not a curated record. Gene Ontology annotation, cellular component: membrane; intracellular membrane-bounded organelle. The transcript has a single exon.
AUGUCGAGUGCUGCCGUGUCGACAGGCAACCGAGUGGCGCAAUUCAUAGUGAUCACCGCUGUCAUCAGCGUCCUGUACCAGCUCUUCACUCGCCCAGCUGUGGUCUCCACCCCAUCGCCAUCUUCAACUGCGACUCCGUUGGGUUCUGGUUAUCGCAAGGGCGAAGACUCGCGUCGGUUCACUUCGUCCGAGAUCACGGGCUUCCUGUUGUUCCUUGGUCUCUUCGGGUUGCUGCAGCACAAGAAAAAGCAGGACAAGAAGGCUGACAUCGAAGCUGAGCAGAGACAGAUCGCUAGAAUAGUGCAGAGCCAAAGAAAUAGUCUCAAGAAUGCUGUCUCCAAAGCCUCAGGAACACCGGUGACCAAUUUGCCACUGGACGUUUUACACGAGUUGCUGCUGUUCCUGUCCCCCAAAGACUUAGCCACAUGCUCCAUGGUUUGCAGUGCUUGGGAGUUGAAUGUCGGAGACGCCGCUGAGGCGCUCUGGAGACGCGUGUUCCAGCGGGACUUCGAUGAAGCUGGCGACAGGUUCGCUCAGGUCUUCCCCAUUGAGUGUUGGCGGCAGUUUUACUUCCGGCACCACUUGUCACGAGCUGUAGAACUUGCGAGGUUGCUGGGCAUUACUGAAAGCCGCAAGUGUGUGGCUAUUGAAGGUCAGGUCUACGAUGUCACGGACUUCCUAGACCUGCAUCCUGGUGGGCCCCAUGUGAUCGGAGAUGCAGUGGGCACAGAUGCUACGGUAAUUUGGGAUCAGUUCCGGCAUUCGGAUGAGGCCAAGGAGAGCAUGCAGCAGUUCUUGGUGUACGAUCAAGUGCUUGCACGACCAGAGAGUGAGAAACUACAGGGAAAUCUCGAGACAGUCGUGGCUCGCUGGCGUAAAAUCUCGUGGGCGCUGUCCCAGUCGCACUGCUUCGGACGAAUGGCGCCUCAGUUUGCCAACGUUGUCUUUCGCUUCCAUUCGCGCGGUGUCAUAAGUAAGAAGCACGUGUCUUCAUGA